Diorhabda sublineata is the source of this 5005-nucleotide messenger RNA. RefSeq names its product CLK4-associating serine/arginine rich protein. The record is from RefSeq and is a predicted model, not a curated record. The transcript has 4 exons. NCBI's taxonomy places the organism in Eukaryota, Metazoa, Arthropoda, Insecta, Coleoptera, Chrysomelidae. The coding region runs from base 344 to 2395 and encodes 683 amino acids.
GUCAAAUGUCAAAUUUCGGUAAUUACAAUCAAGUAAGGUUAGGUGGUUGAAAUUUAAUUAUAUCAAAAUAGUAUGUUUAAAUCUCUAACAAAAUACAAGUUCCGAUGGAGAAAAUUGCGCAUGUAACAAAAUAAUUAUAUUUCCAUUAUACUAUCAGUUUAUUAAUAGUGAAGAAAAAUCAACGCCAAGGAACCUUACAAGCUUUUGUGGGGGUUGUGAUUAUUUCAGGUGGUUGUGGUACAUUAAUUUUUAAAGCCUGGAUAAAGAAGAUAAUGAACUAACUUCGGGGAAGCAGAAAACCUUUAAUGUAGUUGAACUUCAAUAUAAUUAUGAUAUUCUCAAAAUGUGGCAUGAAGCUAGACGUCAAGAAAGAAAAAUUCGUGGUAUGCUUGUUGAUUAUCGACGAAGGGCAGAACGCAGACGAGAUUUUUAUGAAAAAAUAAAGGCAGACCCAACACAAUUUUUGCAGAUACAUGGACGACAAUGUAAAAUACAUAUAGACCCAAACAUAGCAGCAGCUGCUGACAAUGCUGUAAUGAUGCCUUGGCAAGGACAAGCUGAUAAUCUCAUAGACAGGUUUGAUGUUAGAGCUCAUUUAGAUCAUAUUCCACAAAUUAGUAGGGAUGAAGAAGAGAAACUGACCCAAGAGGAAAGACAUCUUAAUUAUGAACGCUAUCGAAUAAUUGCUCAAAAUUCAUUUCUAGGAGCAACAGAAGAAAAAUUCUUAAAACAGCUUCAUUUAGAAGAACAAUUUGGAUACACAGAAGUUAAAUAUAAAAAAGAUGUUAGAACUGGAGCAACUAUUGGAUAUAAUUAUGAGGAUGGCACCGUAGUGCCUACUCAGAAUAUUGAAGGAUCUGAUCACGAAAAUUCAGAUAGUGAUUUAGAUGUAGAUCUAGCCAUAAAUGUUUCUAAAAUGGAUACUGUUCAAGCUAAUGAGAUGAAUAAGCAUGGUCGUAGUUACGGUAUGAGCUCAAAUGACUUCUAUUCAUUUUUGAUCAAUGAUUUAGAAGAAGCUGAAGCAGUCAAAUUGGCAAGAGAAGAAGAACAAGAAAAGGCUUUGUUUUCUGGCAGAAAAUCUAGAAGAGAAAGGCGAUAUCAUAGAGAAAAAAGACUAGCUAAUAGAACUAUAAGUCCGCCUAGUUAUGCUGCCAAAACUUCUCCAACUUUGCUCAAUUUGCGUGAAAGUAAAUCCAAGUCCCGCACCAGAUCUCCAUCACCUGACAACUCAGGAAAAAUAACAUAUAUAACAUUUUUUGGAGAAGAUGAGGAAACACCUUCAAGUAGUAAAGCUACUUAUUCUAGUAAAGUGAAACUUGGAAAACCUAAAUCUAAAGCAGAAUCCACAGAAUUGUCUCCAAGUAAACGAAGGUCUAGAAGUAGAAGUAAAGAUAAAUACAGUAAUAGAGUAACUAGAUUUUAUAGAAAUAGAUCAAGAAGGAGAUCAUUAUCCCAAUCGAGGUCAAGGAGUAGAUCAUAUAAAAGGAGACGAAGUUCUUCUAGUCGGAGCAAAUCCAGAAGUCGUUCAAGAUCUAGAAAAAGUAAAAGUAAUUCCAUAGAAAAAUUUAAAAGCUUUCGCAGGCACCGAUCUUCAUCAUCUAGCUCUUCAAGUGAUACCAGUACCACCUCUAGUAGUACUGAUACUCUUUAUAAUUCAAGUAAAAGCUCUCCAGAUAAAAAUUUACUUAGUAGUGAAAAUUCUAUAGAUCCUCCAACAAAAAUGGUACCAAGAUACUAUGGUAGAAAUAAAAAUGAUAAAAGUUCUUCUGAGCUUACAGAUGAAGAAGAGGAAAUGAAUAAACCAGGUGAUAAUUCACAGUGUCAAACUAACAACAGCAAUUUGGCCACAUCUAACAAGAAACAAUCUGUGAAUUUGAAAAUCACUGAACGUCUUAAAAGAAAAAGACAGGCUCUAUUAAAUAGGCAAUAUAAAGCAGAUAAAAUAGCAGCACAAAUGAAAACGGAAAGAGAAAGAUUAGAACAGCAAACAAGAGAAGAUGAAUUACGGGAAAUGGCUAUUAAACUUAGAAAAAGACAAAGAGAAAAACGUCAUGCAAAUGACAGCUUAAGCUCUUCUGAUUCUGACAGUAGUAGAAGUGAUAAUUCAAUUAAUAGAAGAAAAUCUCGUGGUAGUAGUACAGAACAGGAGAGAGACCACUCACGAAGACAUGAUACUAGAAAGUAUCAUUAUAGACGUGAAGAUGUAGAAAAGAAAGAUUAUAGAAGUAGUACUGGUAGGCGUAGCAUUAGUAUAGAAAGAAAAAGAGGAAGUAAAGACGUAGGUAAUGAAGAUCAAAGAUCAUGGACAUCUUCAUCUAAUAAGGGAUCUAGAGAUAGGAGUAGAGACAACGGUGAUAAAGUCAGUACCCCCAUAAAAAGAAAUCCGAAGGAUUAAGAUUUGGACAUUUUGGUGAUAAUUCAAUGACCUGUUCUGCCUAUUAAUUUGCCUGCAUAGGAAAAAAAUUAGCCAAAUGCAGCACAAAUCUACGUGCAAAAGUUCCAAAUAUCUUUUGUCAAAAAAUAUUUCCCUAUAAAUCAAUUUCCUGAACAUUGAGCGUGGCCUUCCUGGUAUGCAUUCUCAUAACCUCAGUAUUGACAAUUUUGUCCAUUUACCUCAACAAUAUUUACUGGAAUGUUGUUUAUAUUUAGGUGACCCAUAAUUUGUUCACAAAACUUCAAUUAAGAUCAUUAAGAUGCAAUUUACGUUCCACGAAAAUUCAUUCAACUGACGGCUCACUAAUUUCAAUAUCAUUAGAUAUUUGUCUAGUAGAGAUAUAGAGUUAGGAUAAUAUUGACCAAUAUUACAUUAAUAUCUUGUUAGUACUUGUUAUCCUCAAUUGUCUAUUCUCACUCAUUUAUCAUCACAUUUCAUUUACAAUACUUUGCUUUAUGACUGGCAGAUUGGGUUUCUUUUGUCCAAAAAUUUGUGUUCUUGCUUUAUCUCUAAAUCCAAUUAUUUGUAAAUAAUAUUGUGCUUUUCGGUUCAAUAAAUCAUAUUAAAUGAUUUCUCCAAAAGAACUGACUUAACUAAUAAUUAAUAUUUUUAAACUUAAAAACAUUUGUUUACUAAUUAAAAAACGCAAUACUAUUUUUGUUUAAUAUUCAAAUUGCAGGUUUUUCCAAAAAUGUUAUAGUAAACAAAUUGUUUGGUAAGGAAUGAAAAAUUUAAUAUUUGACAGUGAAGUAUAUCUUUACAUGUCAUAUCCGUAAUUAUAGGGCCCUAUAUAUGUGUAAUGUCACAGAUGACAAGAAAAUAAAGACAAAAUCAAUAUUAUCUCUGAAAGAAAAGGGCUCGUCUAAUUAAUUUUUUAGUUGCUUUACUCCAUGUAACAUUAUCAAUAUUUACAACCGUGGAUAACAAAAGAUCGUUUUAAGUAAUAAAUAGUGAACUUUUUCAAAACGAGAACCCAAUUAAUGAUACUUAAAGUUCUCCUCUAUUAGAAAAUAUAUUGACUUUAAGUAAUUACUUUGUAACAAUUCCUUUUUUAUUGAUUAUUAAUUUAACUUUAUUUUUUUAGUGGCACUAUAAGGGAGAUUAUAUUAAUUUAUUGGGUUGUUCUAAUUUUUAUUUCGUUAUUAUUGAUCAGAAAACGGUUUAUUUAUUAUAAUUCUAUUGAUGUCGUUUUUUGAAUAAUUUCGUAAAAAAUAUCUAUACCACAGUACAAUAGGAUUUUCUACCCCAUUGUUGGAGAUUUAACUUUCCAAGUACAAAUAACUAGAACAGUGCUUAAAAAAAUGAAACAAAUAACAUAUACAAUUGUGUCUUUGGAAGUGCCAAGUUAUCAUCUCUGUUUCUUCAGGAAAAAUGUCACGUACAUUAUCUUCUGCUUUAUUGUAUGUAUGUUUUUUACCGUCUCUUGAAGUGGAAAAUUCUUACUAUACUUAGAAACGAUCUAUGAGAAUGAGUUAAAACCAUCUACUCAAAAUACUGCUCCUCAUAUCUUUAUUUUUCUUUCCGCUUGCGUUUGAACUGGUCUAAUUAUGGCUAGAGUGUUUUCAUCUUCUCUUUUUCUAGAUAGUCAGUAAGAUUACAUUUUCGGAAUUACUGUGACCAUGACCUUACGGAUAGAAAAACGGUUGUGAUUUCUUGCAAGCGCGUUUUUCCAAAGAAGUCCAUUGUUUGAAGGGUACUUUUCGUUUAUGAGGUAUAAUGAUGUACCCAAGUUUGCGUUUGAAGAUAUCUCAGAUAUUCGUUUAAAUUUUCAAUGCAAACUUUUUGUCAGCAUUAAGCAAUCGUUACACCCACCUUGCAGAUAGGAUUUAAUAUGUUUAAAAUAUUGCAUACUUGUUUGGUUGAAAUAUUCACUCAUUAGUUAUCUCACAUACUUUUAUUUUACGACAAAUCAUUCCAUGGGACGAAGAGCUUCCAGUAUAAUAUUAACAUAACUUUUACUCUUUUUUAUUGAAUUGUUGUUUUACAUGAAAUAAUUUUAAUUACACGCCCUAACUGUUCUUGCAAGUUUUCCAAAUGUCUCAUUACAUUGAGAGUUUCAUCGUUGAAUAUUGGUCCAUUAACUUGAUUUUUACUAUCUCUGCACACAGAUUAACUUUUUCUAGGCGUUGAGUGUGGCCUUCCCUUCUCCAACAUGGAUUCCCAUAAACCCCGUAUCAAUAAUUUUGUCGAUACGGGAUGUUCAGCAUCAUCCAUGUUUAUAUGGCCAUUUUUAAACUCAGACAACCACUUACAAAUCAUUUCAAGGGACGGAGCGCUGUCAAAAUAAUAUUUGUAAUUUUCCUCGAUUUCUUUAAUUGUAUUUCAUUGUAAAGUUUAAUUAACACUGAAAUUGUUUUUUUUUAUAUCAACCCAACAACGGAAAUAGUUUUUCAUUCUGCUGAUCUAUUUACACUAAAAUUUUAACCGAUGACAUCAGAAACAUGGCGGACACUAACUAUAUAAUCACCAUUGUCAAAUUCUAGUAAUUUGUCCGUCAAACCACCCACUUAUAUAUUUCUUUUUAAUAAUAUAUUUUAUGUAGAUACAAAAUAAACUUUGAAAAUUGGAAAA